CCGAAUCUCAGUUGUGUUGUAGAACUGUAGAAAUGAAGGUGUUGGUUAUAAUUUCUAUACUCUUUGGAGUAGCUUAUACCCUUACGUGGAGGGACUGCUCCAAGACGCCCGACACAGAUGCCGUCACAUUUCACGACUUCCAAAUAUCCCCGGACGCGAUAACCUUCCCUGGACAAGUACACCUUCACCUGAACAUGACCUUUCACAGGGUCGUGGAACACGCCUUCAUCGAUAUAGAAAUUAACAGAAUGCUGUUCGGCAUUCCCAUCAAACUGCCAUGUCUUGAUGAGUCCAUGGUAAUCGGGUCCUGCAACAAUGCGGAUGCGUGCCACAUAUUUAACAGCAUCCUUCGGGACCCAAACCAUCAGACCGACUACGGCCACCAGGCGGAGAAUGUCUUCUUCGCGGCUAUUGGCCACCAUAUUCAGUGCCCUAUUCCGGCAGAGAAUAUUGUCGUUAACGACGGCAGUUUCACCUUGUUUGCAGUAGCUGACUUCUUGAAACUUCUUACUAGCGGCAACUACCAAUUUAAACUGAAGGCAAAGGACAGUAAAGAUGGCCCCUACAACAUCGGCUGUAUGGAGGUCAAUGCGACAGUAUCAGACUCUGUGCAACCUGUCGUUGGAUAGAAGUUACAUAAUAAAGAGUAAAUGUU
Mya arenaria is the source of this 655-nucleotide messenger RNA. RefSeq lists its product as uncharacterized. The record is from RefSeq and is a predicted model, not a curated record. Gene Ontology annotation, molecular function: enzyme activator activity; lipid carrier activity. NCBI's taxonomy places the organism in Eukaryota, Metazoa, Mollusca, Bivalvia, Myida, Myidae. Gene Ontology annotation, biological process: lipid transport; ganglioside catabolic process. Gene Ontology annotation, cellular component: cytoplasmic side of plasma membrane. The transcript is spliced from 4 exons. The coding region runs from base 33 to 629 and encodes 198 amino acids.